Geodia barretti is the source of this 1625-nucleotide messenger RNA. The record is from the annotation of a GenBank genome assembly. NCBI's taxonomy places the organism in Eukaryota, Metazoa, Porifera, Demospongiae, Tetractinellida, Geodiidae.
ACCAACAAAAAAGUAAUAGCACUCCAGGACGCCAUAUUCAGACAUUGGCUUUUGGAUUUGCUCUGCUACUAUAGCUUUUGAUUUUUCGACAUUUCAAUACUCUGCAGCGGCAAAUAACAACGCAAAUGCACUAGCCUCGCCAAAAAGCAAGAAGGCGCAGAUCACGUGAGAGAACUGACCCGGAUGCGCGCUAUCACAACACUUUUGCUUUGUGGUUUAGUCCCGUGAAAACGACGAGCGCUAGGAGGCACGCAGCAAAGCGCUUUCGGCUCUAUAGCUGAGUAGGAAAAUCAUGCACUUCGUCAAAGAUUUCGGCUCUCCAAACUGCAGCAGCCACUGCGGCAUGAGUACAGAACAGAAAGGAGAAUUUGAAGUUGUGGCAAUACUGAGGAUCAUCAUGGCAUCUAUGAGCAUCAUGGGGGCAUUCUCGAUCGUAUAUUCAGCCAUCCGCAGAAGAACAGCAUGCAAUCCAAAGGUGCACCCAAUAUUCAUCUUGUCCAUCGUGGACACAAUGCUGAGUGUCAUGUGGAUAACAGGCUCUGUGGUGUGGCUGGGGAAUGGUUUUGAGAUUGCUCGCAUUGGCUGCUUUAUCAUCAAUCUUCUAACAGUGAUACUCCAAUGUGUUUCAAUGAAUGUGACCCUAAUCUACGCCCUUCUGGCCUACUCCAGUAUCAGACAGAAAGAUUUCAGUGAAUCAUAUUAUGUUGUACAGGGAAAGCAGACAUACGUCCAUGUUUGGCCACCUCAGUGCUCAUUCACCGCCUACUGCAUAGCUGUGACUCUGCCGGGUUUACUGUUACUGACAUCUUUCAGCAUACUCUCUGUCAAGUUUAAAUUAGUCUCUGAUGCAAAGAUUUACUCAUGCUGGUGUCUGCCCUUCUAUGGAAAUGUUCUCCCACGACCUGCACUGGGCUAUGAUACCAAUACUACAGACAGGAAUCACUAUUUGCACCAUCUUCAUUAUUAUGUAGCUUCUUACUCUGUUCUCCUUGCGGUCAACUUUGCCGUUGUGUUCCUUUCUAUGACACUGAGCUACUGCAAAGUGCUCCAUCACAUCAAACGUAUGAGACUCAGACAAGAGAGGAAUGAACAUUCUGCUGCAUAUAGAGCCACCCAGGCUAUGGUUCUUGAAGGACAAUAUGAUGCAAAAAAGAGGGUGUUGCUCUUCAUCUCCAUAUACUUUGUUACUGGAAUUACAACUUUCAUUCUUGGAAUAGUCGGGAUUGUGAUAGUCAUCACAGAUUACCAUACAAACUAUUCAUGUGCCAAAAAGGACGAUCACAAAGUUAUGACUGGCAUCUACAUAUUUCUGCUUUUUGAGGCAGGACUAGUCCCACUGCAAGGAUUCCUGAAUGCUGUGGCCUAUGGCUGGACUCGUGGGGAUUUUCUAAGUGUCAUGUCCACCCAACACAACCUGAGCAACCCUCUCAGACUCACAGCCCCACUCUUAUGGCUCAGUCACAGACUGAUGUGAGGAGAGAUGACUGAAGACGAUGAGACUGAGGUAUCUCAGAGGCCCAUCUCGUUCAUCUGCAUGAUACCAAAAGACGAGGGAGUGACUUGUUGAGAAGAGACACUGCCAUUACACCAGGGACACACCAGACUAGCACACAAUAGUUAGGUUU